GGGCUAGGGCAAGAGCUAGAGCCCCACACCGGCCCCGACCUCCCCCCAGAGCCCAGCUCUCCUGCCCCCAGCGGCCCGGGAGGAACUGAACCAUCGUUGCACAGGAAGUAGCGGCUGCUGGGAGAGGAGCAGCGGAGACGGCAGCAUCUGCCGCACUCAAUGAAAGAGACUCGCAGGGACCCAGCCAGCCGCCCCGAUCCUACCCCCGCCCCGCCUCGCCCCCCGGGGAGCAGCGGCGGUGCCAGCACCCAGGGCAAGCUCUGAGCAGGGCAGUCGCUGCUGGAGGUGGCGGCGGCCAGGGAGCUGGAGCCGAGCCGGGCAGGAGCAGCUCCAGCUAAUCCGGAGGCGGCGGCGGCAGGACGGUUAUUCUGAGCGAAGGACCCUGCAAGGCCUACUAAGUGGUUAUCAUGGGCUUAAUUGCAUUUUUGAAGACCCAGUUUAUAGUUCAUCUCCUCAUUGGGUUUGUCUUCGUUGUGAGUGGGUUGAUCAUUAACUUCGUCCAACUAUGCACACUAAUCCUCUGGCCUAUAAACAAGCAGUUUUAUCGCCGAGUAAACUGUCGCCUUGCCUAUUCGCUCUGGAGCCAGUUAGUAAUGUUGCUGGAAUGGUGGUCAGGCACAGAAUGCACUUUAUUCUCAGACCAGGCCACAGUGGAUACAUUUGGAAAAGAACAUGUGAUCAUCAUCUUGAAUCACAACUUUGAAAUUGACUUCUUGUGUGGUUGGACUAUGACUGAACGCUUUGGAGUGUUGGGGAGUUCCAAAGUUCUUGCUAAGAAAGAACUGUUGUAUGUGCCCUUGAUUGGUUGGACGUGGUACUUCCUUGAGAUUGUUUUCUGCAAAAGGAAAUGGGAAGAAGACAGAGAUACAGUUAUUGAGGGAUUAAAACGUUUGUCUGAUUAUCCUGAAUAUAUGUGGUUUCUCCUGUAUUGCGAAGGAACUCGUUUUACAGAAACCAAGCAUCGUAUCAGCAUGGAGGUGGCUGAAUCCAAAGGGUUGCCUAAAUUGAAAUAUCAUCUGUUGCCCAGAACCAAAGGUUUCACCACUGCUGUCCAGUGUCUCAGGGGAACAGUUUCAGCAGUGUACGAUGUAACGCUAAACUUCAGAGGAAACAAGAACCCAUCUUUAUUAGGAAUCCUUUAUGGAAAGAAAUAUGAAGCAGAUAUGUGUGUAAGGAGAUUUCCUCUUGAAGAUAUCCCUGUAGAUGAAAAGGAAGCUGCAAACUGGCUUCAUAAACUGUACCAGGAGAAGGAUGCUUUACAAGAGAUGUAUAAUAAGGAAGGCAUAUUUCCCGGCCAUCAGUUUAAACCUCCUAGAAGACCAUGGACUCUGCUAAACUUCCUCUUCUGGGCUACUGUCCUGCUCUCUCCUCUCUUCACAUUUGGUUUUGGAAUUUUUGCAAGUGGAUCACCCCUUCUUAUCCUUGCAUUCCUGGGGUUUGUUGGAGCAGCUUCCUUUGGAGUUCGUAGACUGAUAGGAGUAACCGAAAUAGAAAAAGGCUCCAGCUAUGGCAACCAAGAAUUCAAGAAAAAGGAGUAACUCACAGCUGCAGCACAGCACAUAUAACCAGACUAUGGUAUCAAAUUAACUUUAUUAAAAACACUUAGAAACUAUCUUUUUCUUAUUAACUGAUGACUAAUAUUAAUGAAUAAUACUUGAGCCAAGAAUGAAGAAAUUGGAAGAAUCAAGAGGAGAGAAAACAUCAGCUUUCUGUCUGUUUAAGGACCAUUUUAUUCAAACUUGGGGUGAAAAUCUGGGCUAAAAAAUGGUAACUUUUUGCUUUGUUUGCGGAGUGGCUGAGAAAUAUUGGACACAGCUACCUACUUCUUCAGAUGACCAUUCACACUGGUUUAUCCUUCAAGAAUCUGAAACUCACUUUGCAAUAGGAGCCAUUGAAUGUUUCCUCUUGCUAAAGCCAAUUUAAUAUUUGUUUUUCCCAGCAUCAGUGCUGAGUGUGCUCCAGGAAACACAACCCAUUUUAAAUUCACUGACAGCAGUUCCUUGGGUGAAAGCCAUUUGGAAAGGCCAUUUUAUCAUGACUACAGACAAAAUCCCAUUUGUAUACAUUUUAUUGAAGGCACUUUUUAUUUUCAGGCAACAUCAUACAACUUCUGUACCACAAGAAAAUGGAUAAUAGAAUUUUGAUGGAAGUGGUACCUUAUUGAUAAGCACAUACUGUACAUCAGAUUCACUAGUAUUAAUACAGUUUAAAGGCUUUCCCCCCCUACCUGUUGGUCAAUGCUCAGUUAAAGCUCAACACCCCACUUUGGUGAUUUGAGCACUGCCCUGUUUUAUACUUUACAUGCCUUGGAUCUGCUUUGCUUUGCUUUUUUUAAGUGAAUAGUAAGCCCUGAGAUUUGGUCCAGUGUAAAGAAGGCUAUUUACUCAGUUGUACUGACGUUUCUUCCUUAUUUCUGUUCAUGUUUCUCAUCGCCGAAGUCCCACUCCACUGGUUGUCCCUCGCAGCAGUCUACUGAGAAAAUCAGCAUAAACCAGCACAGCCGUCCUGGAAAGGAUUUUUCUUUAUCUGCAGCAACACUAAAAAGAAAGGGUGCAAUUAGUGUCUCUAACGCAGUGAUACUCAGUGGUUCAGGAGUCAAAUUAGCGAUCAACAUUACCCAAAAGAGCCACAGUAGUGUGAAUUC
Messenger RNA from Terrapene triunguis (Three-toed box turtle), 2644 nucleotides. RefSeq names its product 1-acyl-sn-glycerol-3-phosphate acyltransferase gamma. The record is from RefSeq and is a predicted model, not a curated record. Bases 408 to 1538 code for a protein of 376 amino acids. Lineage: Eukaryota; Metazoa; Chordata; Testudines; Emydidae. Gene Ontology annotation, cellular component: endoplasmic reticulum; endomembrane system. The transcript has 9 exons. Gene Ontology annotation, molecular function: 1-acylglycerol-3-phosphate O-acyltransferase activity.